UCACUAAAAAAAUACCGUACAAAACAUUUUGAGAAAAAUUCCGUCGCUUUUUAUUUGCUGUUGCUGUUAAAAAAACCAAUUAUACUUGCUAAAUUAACGGUUAAUCGGUUUCUAUGAAGGGUUUUAUGCGUAAUUAGAAAGUGCGCUCAGAACGCGUGGCGAAAACGGAUUGGAAAACAUUUUUUCAUCAUUGCGCGUGUGUGUGUGUGCGUGUGUGCCACAGAAAGUUGCAAGCCUAGAGCUAAAUAGGCGCACGGUUGUUAAAUAUUCCCCGUGCUCUCUCGCUUUAUGCAAUAACAAAACCUGCAAAUUCCCCCAUUAAGCGUAAAAAUGUGAAAAAAAAAUUAAAAAGGAAAAAAAACCAAUGGGAAUUUCUCAAUGUUGUGUCAAUACAGCGAGAGCGAUGUACGAAAAGUCAAAAGCAAAGGAGAGGAGAAUGGAAUAACACAAAAAAAGAGCUGAGCCACAGCAAAGAAGCAAGAAGAAACGCGAAGCAGGGGCUAAAAGAAAAAUCGAAAUAAUAAAAAAAAAACCCGCACGCAAGUGUGUGUGUAUGAGCGAGUGAGAUUCUGUGCGCGUGUGAGUGUUAAUGUAUGUGUGAGAGAGUGAAACGUAUAAAUAAAAUUCAGCCAAAUGCAGAAGCCAACAACAAAAUGGAUAACAAAACUACACAGUUGGAUUUUAAAUUACUGGUGGAUCAAUCACUAAAUCUACUGGACAGCCUCAACACGGCAUUGCGGUGCGAUGCUAUUCAAUUCUUGCUGCAGACGCUUAAGUGCAAGUACCCGGAGGCCUGCGACCAAGUCGUCAGGAAUCUGUUCAGUCACAUAGCUGCAGCCAAUGACAAUGGCGGGACAGGAGGAAGGGGGCAGCUGCAGGAGCUAGCGAGGGCGAAGCAGCUCCAGCUGCUGUUGACCGCCAAAAAGGAGAAGAAGGAGCCUGGAACAGGCUGCGAGGCAGAAAUCAAGCGGGAGAACGAUGAGGAGGAGGCGGGAUCGACGGAUCUGAACCAGAACUUCGAGAAAAUCCUUUGCAAGGAGGAGUUUCUUUGUCUCGAGGAGGAGGAGGAGGAUUUUCUCGAUGAUGCGGACACCCAGAACUCGUCUUCCCUGCAGUUCCAUGCCGGCAACAAUGUGGACGCCUUGGCCUUGGGCCCUGGCGAUCCACUGGACCUGAUCCAAUCUGGUGUUUCGCUGCAGGUCAAGCGGAAGUAUGCAGCCACCUUUGAAGACGAUGAUCAUCUAGGUGCGGACGAGGAGGCGAACAGCAACAGCAGCGACGGCAAGCUUAUCAAGAGGAAGCGCCCAAACAACAUGCACCUGACCGUGACAAGUGUGCGACGGAAAGAGGAGCAAAGCCGGCUAGGAGAGGGCUACGUCUUCCAUGAGGACAGCCAGUACACGAUGCGGUAUCACCAUAGCACAGGCGAGUUCAGCGAGCGGGCCUUCAAGGCCCAGUUUCGUGCUCUGCUCCGCCUUGCGCUCAGCCAGCACCACAAACCCUUCCUACGGCAGUUCUACGAUAACUUUGUUAUAAACGGCCGCUUGCUGGGCACCACUCCAUCGACACGGGUUUUGAAGGAGCUACGUGAGCAGCGGAUAGAGGAGUGGCGUCGUCACCGAGAACGACGUCAAUUGGUCAUCCUGAUGAAGCAAGAUGAACUGCAGCGAGAUGAGGAGAUCCAGCAGCAUCACCAGACUCAGGAGGAGAUCCAACAGCAACAGGAGCAACAGCAGCAGCAGCAGCACCUGGAGGAGAUUCAGCAACAGCAUAUAGAAGAGAUUCAGCGGCGGCAUCAACUGCCGGCCAUCUCGUUUGGCGACUCCGAGUUGGAGUCAGAAACGGAAUCGCAGCUGUCAUCGGCUGCCCAAGAGAUUAUGAAAUUCGAGGAGUUCAUUGACGAGGGUGUAGGCGCUGGUCGUCUGAUCGAUGGUCUGGAGAUGGAACCCGAGAUCGAUGACAUGCUAGCUGGCGCCGGCAGUGCCUUGGAUAGUGUGAACAGCGCCAGCGGACACAGUAGCAACAGCAGUAGCAGCGGGAGUGGUAGCGGCGGUAAUGGAAACGGCAUCAGCGGGGUGAUCUUGGAGAACAAUAGUCAUCAUUCGCAUCACCUAAGUAGCAGCAGCAGCGCAAAUCUUGUGAUUAACGGCCUUACGUCAAGCAAUAGCAUCAGCAACAAUAAUAAUAAUAACAACAACAAUGUCAGUUUACACCGCCCUCUACUGACGCCGCAGUCGCAGAAUCAGUUGGUUUCGUCGAUGAAACCGUCAGACCAUGGUCCCAUGUCAAUGCCCAUGGAUAACCGGGAUCUUAAAGGCGGCCCGAGCCUUGGAAAUGCCAAUCUUAUUCUGCCAGGCGGUAGUAGUGGCCUCCCCAGCCAGAUGCAGCUUCACCAGCAACAAAAGCACUACAACUCAAGCAAUAAUCCCCUGACGAUGAUGGGUGGCAUGAUGCAGCAGCAGCAGCAUGUGGGUAUGCCGCACCAACAGCGCCAGAUGAUGAUGAUGCCGGAGGAUUUCCCCCCACACGGAGGCUCAAUGAUGGGUAAUCGUCAAAUGCCGGCUCUGGCUGCUUUGUCGAAUCUGGGUGACACACCUGCGAAUAGCGGGCAGCUGAACUCCUCCCUGGAGCUAGACGACAAUGACCUGUCACCGGACGAGGACGACGACGACCUGGACCACGACCUGGACGAACUGGAAGCUGCCAAGCAGCAGCUGAUUGAUGGCGGAAGCAGCAGUAGCACUUCUCUGCAGGCUCCGCCAUCGCAGCACGGUAGCGGCAGUGGAGGCAGUGGAGGUCAGACGCCCGGCAGCAAAAAGGACAAGCCUAGCUAUAAUUGUCUGCUAUGCCCCAAGUCCUAUCGCAAGCGAAAGUCGCUACUGGACCACUACAAGAUGCAUCCAGGAUACUGCCACGACUGUGGUCAGCGUAACGGAAAUACGCUGGAGGAAAUAAUCCAUCACAACCGGACGAUGCAUGUGAAGGAGUUCCCGUUUGUGUGCGAGACGUGUGGGGAGUCGUACUCACGGAAACAGCAGUUCCACGCACACGUGGAGUCGCACAACAAGAAGGAAAUCAAAACCUUUCCGUGUGGCGAGUGUGGGUUAAAAUUUCCACAGAAGAAACUGCAGCAACACUUUGAAGAGACUGGCCACAAGGCCGACGGGGCCAUUUGCGAGGUGUGCGGCGAGGAGUUUCAGUCAAAGAACGCUCUUUACCAGCACAUCAUUCGCGUCCAUAAGCGCGACAACUUCUUUGAGUGCCACAUUUGCCAUAACCGCUUCACGCUAAAAGCCAAUCUAGAGCGGCACGUGCAGCUGCACACCGAGAUCAAAAGGCCCUACGUGUGCGAUCUGUGCGGCUCGUCCUACUUCACAUAUCCCGCACUUAAGGAGCAUUAUAGCAACGCCCAUGUUGACGUGUCAGAGUGCAAAUGCACGCUGUGCGGCAAGCGCUUCGGUUCAGCAAAGUCGCUGCAGCGCCACCUGCCGUCGCACUCCGAGGAAAGGCCGCACUGUUGUAACUAUUGCGAUCAGACAUUCAAGUGGAAAACACAUUUGGUCCGCCACAAGCAGACGAUGCACGGAAACGAGCCGCCGCCUCCUAAAAAGGGAAAGCAGCGCUUUCCCAAGGGGAACGAAGAAGCAGAAAUGGCUAGCUUGCCGGAUAUGCCGGGGCCGCCACCUGUGAAAGCCAGCAAAAAAGCAGUUACCAGCAAGGCGAAAGCGCAGGCAGCAGCCGCCGCAGCAGCAGCAGCAUCAUCCUCUCAGCAACAACAGCAUAAGGGUUCGGCGGCCACACCGACACCGCCACCGCCGGUCUCCACCACUCCAGGAUGCUUGCAACAAGACCAAUUCAAUGCGGCCAUGGUUAGCAGCAAUAGCUCGCAAUCGUCCACGGCGUCCACGUCACAGCACUCGGUGUCGACGAGUGAAUCUCAGCAGAAUUCCAUGUACAAUCAGAGCUUUAAUCCGGAUAAACAGCAGCCAGGACAGCAGCAGCCCCAAAAUUCGUUGCAUCAGCAACAUCCGACGCCGCCGCCGACACAGCAGCAGCAACAACAACAGCAGCCGCCGCCGCCACAGUCCCGCGUUGCACCCGGAGAAUUGCAUCUGCAGCGCAUGAAUAGCUUUGGUCAGGAUGGACAAUUUCACUUUGAGUCCAAUCCGGCAGCUGGUGCUUAUCAGCAGCAUCAACUGAUUAGCCAGUAUCAGCAGCAACAGCAACAACAGCAACAGCAGCAACAGCAACAGCAACAACCUCAGCAGCAGCAACAGCACCAUCUAGCCCAACAGCAGCAGCUCAUGAGGAGUCACACGCCCCAGAGUCCACAUCCGCCACAUCCUUCACAAAUGCAGCAACAACAGCCGCAGCAACACUUUAGCUCCCCUCACCACAUGCCGCCUAUGCAUCAUCAACAUCAGUUAAUGAUGCAGCAGCAGCAUCGUCACAACCAGCGCUCGCCGCUACACCAUCAUCCUGCAGCCCAGCAACUGCAACAGCAGCACCAGCAGCCAUCGCAUUCGCCGCAACAUGCAAGACUGCAGUCGCCACAACCUGCUCCAGUACAACAACAGCAACAGCAGCAGCAGCAACAGCAACAACAACAGCAAUUCCUGCAGCAACAGGCUACCGACAGUUGGGGCAACAUGAACUUUGGCAAUCCGCCCAACAACCAGCAGGUUGAGCUUAAAGAUAACAAAUUCUACAUUGUGGAAUCGCCCGAGUUCCUAGGGCUUCCAAUGAAUGUGCCGCCUUCUCCACAGCAGCAGCAGCAACAAGCAGUAAGCAAACCCCAGCAGCAGCAGCAACAGCACCCCCAACCCCAGCAAACAGAUCCAACUCUCGCUGGCGAUCUGAUGAGCUUCCAGCAUAUGUGGCCGGCGCCUGGGUUUAGUCAAUCUCCACAGCAGCAGCAACCUCAACAGCAACAGGCAGCGCAACAACAACAGCAGCAGCAGCAACAAUCGCAAAGUCAGGCGAAUUCAAGUGAUCCCCACAACUACAACAACAUCGGCAGCAUACUCACGAAUCUCAUUGACACAAAUCCCGCGCCAAUGGAAUAUAACUUCGACUUGAUGCAGCAGCAACAAACGACGGCAUCGCAACAACAGCAACAACAGGCGGCGCAGCAGCAACAUCACAAUGCCGGAGGCUAUGCGAGCGGUUUGAUGCGCAGUGGAGGCGGCGUUUACGGUGGAGCCUACGAGCAGCACUUGAACGACCAGCUGGUCAGUGAACAGCAAAAACAGAACAGCUUCCAACCCUACCACCCACAUAGUCUACAAGCGCAACAGCAGCAACCAUUGCAUCCGCAUCUUUUGCCCCCACCAGCUCCGCAUGGCAAUGUCUAUGACCGGACUGGGGUUGGAGUCGGUGUCGGGGUAGGCGUAGGUGUGGGCUAUCCCAUGCUGGGAGACGAUUCGAAGGGCGUGCUGCCGCCGAUGAUGGGUGGUAUGAUGCAGCAAAUGCCCCCUCAUGGCCAGCAACCAGAUCUAAUCUAUUACCCAGUGAAGAACGAUUGACAGUCGAAGAAUCAGCAGCAGCAAGUCCAGCAGCCGAAUCACCAUCACCACCAUCGCUGGUGGACAGAGCCAGCCAAGAGAGGCGAUGUUUUUCAUUAAAGAAACAAACGAAAACAGGAAAAGGAAUACGGAACAAGUUCGCAUAGAUUGUAAGUGUAGGGGGGA
Drosophila eugracilis is the source of this 5690-nucleotide messenger RNA. RefSeq lists its product as uncharacterized. Bases 594 to 5525 code for a protein of 1643 amino acids. The transcript has 7 exons. Gene Ontology annotation, biological process: regulation of transcription by RNA polymerase II. Lineage: Eukaryota; Metazoa; Arthropoda; Insecta; Diptera; Drosophilidae. The record is from RefSeq and is a predicted model, not a curated record. Gene Ontology annotation, molecular function: DNA-binding transcription factor activity, RNA polymerase II-specific; RNA polymerase II cis-regulatory region sequence-specific DNA binding.